GUUUCCUGAGCACGUCACUGCUCUUUAAUUUGAUUACAGCACCAGAGUCACUUCUGUGUUGACAGCAGCGAGUGGAGGGCAGUCGCUUUACUCUGAUAGAUGACUUGUAGCAAACAGAAAGCGGCGGCAGGAAGCAAGUUUAACUUUUAGACUUUGUAACCACGGAUCAACAAUGGCUACAAUAACGUGUCGGGUGCAGUACCUGGAGGAUUCCGACCCGUUUGUGGGCUCAAAUUUCCCGGAGCCCCGCAGACCUCCUCAGUACGACUUAAACGAACAUCUGCCGCUGAACGAACAGAUCACCGGUGUUCACAAACUACUCGAUGCGCCUUUGAAGUUAGAGGAGUGUGCAUUGCAGCUGGCUUCUAAUGGAAACUACCUGGAUCUGGAAUCAUCACUGGCUGAACAGAGAGAUGAUCUGGAGCAACUCUAUGACGACGUGGCCAAAGGCAAAAAGCCCAUCCUGAUUCUCCGUACCCAGCUCUCAGUGAGGGUCCAUUCCAUCUUGGAGAAGUUGUAUAACUCGCAUGGCCCUGAGCUUCGGCGGUCCUUGUUUUCUUUAAAGCAGCUCUUUCAGGAUGAUAAGGACCUGGUUCCAGAGUUUGUAAACUCAGAAGGUCUGACCUGUUUUAUUAAAGUGGGUGCAGAGGCAGAUCAUAACUACCAGAACUACAUCCUCAGAGCUCUCAGUCAGAUCAUGCUGUUUGUGGAUGGAAUGAACGGUGUUAUCAACCACGACGAGACUGUACAGUGGCUGUACACACUGAGUGGCAGCCUGUCUCGUCUGGUUGUGAAGACUGCUUUAAAGUUGCUGAUAGUGUUUGUGGAAUACACUGAAUCCAACAGUCCACUGCUCAUUCAAGCUGUCAACAUUGUGGAUGGAAUGAGAGGUGUGAAGCCCUGGACAUACCUGAUAGAUAUUCUGUCAGGGAAGAAUGGAUCAGACACAGAGCUGCUUAUCUACACCAUGACCCUCAUUAACAAAACUCUGGCUGCGCUUCCUGAUCAGGACUCAUUCUAUGAUGUGACUGACUGUUUGGAGAAGCUAGGACUGGAAGGCAUCAUCCAGAAACACAUGACUAGCAGUGGAAUUGAGGGUGACCUUAAACAGCAGUUUACCAUUUAUGAGAAUGCCCUCAGAUAUGAGGACGGAGAGAUGGAUGAAUCAACACAAAAAGUCCGUAAAGACAGAAGGAAACUGACUCCCAGCGAGCAGGAUGGCAAAAGGAGCCGCCGAUCAUCUUCUCAAAGUCUUGCUGAUGGUAGCCCCUGUUCUUUUCGGCCCAGCUCUCCCACCGUAUCCAUCUCUUCUCAGAGUCCUACCACAGAGGUGACCCGCACUGCCUCUCCUCAGCUCUCAGAUUCCUCUUAUUCUCCUGCUCCUGGCAGUCCUGAUCUGACCAGCCCUUCCUCUGGCUCCUCCACUCCACCACUGCCUCUUGUGCCUAAUGAAACUACAGCCUCUGAGCAGGACCAGAACCUGGGGCGAUCUUUUAUGAGUCAUUACAUUUCUCACAUGGGGAUUUCUAGACGGAGGUUAAAAAAGGAGAGGUCUAUAACAGAGGAAACCUCAGGCAUCACCAACAGAGGGUCACUCACAGAAACAGACUCUCCUCAGAAGAAUCCUUUCCAGACAGCAGCAGAGCAGCCCGGUCAGCCAGAGGAAAAGAGAUCCUUUAAACAGCACCAGGCAGACAGUGUUUGUCCAGAGAGUGUGAAUAGGGACUUGCCAGUUCUGAGGAAUUAUGCAGACACGUUCUUGCGCAGUCUCGCUGUGUCCCAGUGGGAGAAGAAAAGGAAGUCAAAUGGUUCACAUGAGAGAAGUUCUCUAAGUGAUAGUGUGGCACCUACAGACACAGAGACCACUCCAUCAACUGAAGCUGUACAGCCAGCCUCCAGCUCAACCACUGCAGAAUCUAUUAGUGGUCAGGACGCCCAGUCUCAAGGGGUAAACUUGACCAGGCACACCCUGGAGCAGCCAGGGGACACAACAACAGCCCACAAUGAAGCAGAGGGCGGUGUGCAGCGUCAGGCAGGUGGGACAGAACAGCACAGCACCCUCUCUAAUGACAGGAAAUUCAUGUUGGACAUGCUCUAUUCCAAAAACAACAACACAUCUGGAGAUCUAGAGAGUCCAAGUCUGGAAAGUGUUCUAGAGGACCAUGGCAUCACCAAGAUGGCUGGACGGCUCUCCAGAUUGCAGUCCUGCUCUUCUCAGUCCACAGAGGACACGUCCAGACGGGCUGAGUUGGAGAGCCUUGGAGGUAGUGCUCAGGCAGCUCGUGCCAGGCUUGCAGAGGAACAGAAGCUCAAGAAGUUGCGUCCACAGUACAGUAUUGAUGCAGACAUGCACUCACAAAGUUUAGAGAAGACACUGAUGACACCGUUAUCCAGAGGUAGUCAGGAUUCCUGGGAGCAUCUGCAGUCCAGCUCCAGGCCUCUGCGUAUCAAAGAUCUUGAUUUCACUGAUUUGAUUGACGAGGAAGAUAUUGAUGUGCUGGAUAUAGACACUUUUGACACUGCAUUGCCUAAUGGAAUGCCACCACCCCCUCCCCCAGUGCCAGGGCUGUGCUCUGGCCCUCCACCACCACCACCUCCCCCUCCUCCUCCUGGGCAAGCUGGACUGGCUUCACCCCCUCCCCCUCCUCCUCCUCCUCCUCCUGGAGGAUUGUAUGUGCCCCCUCCUCCCCCGGGACUUCCUCCUACUUCCCCGUCUCAGGGUAUUAUUAAUCCAGAGUUUGUUCAGAAACGGAAAACUGUCAAGCUGUUCUGGAAGGAGCUCAAGCAGCCUGACAGCCCUAGGAAGUGCAAGUUUGGGCGGGGCACAGUGUGGGCAUCGCUUGAUAAGGUUAUAGUCGAUACGGCUAAACUGGAGCACCUGUUUGAGUCCAAAGGAAAGGAACUUCCAUUAUCAAAGAAGGGGACUGAGGCAAAGAAAGCAGUGCUUGUAGUCCUUGAUCCUAAGAGAAGUAAUGCAAUCAACAUCGGCAUGACUGUUUUACCUGCUUUACAUGUCAUCAAGACUGCCAUCCUUAACUUUGAUGAGUUUGCCAUCAGUAAAGAGGGCAUUGAGAAAAUCCUAACUAUGAUUCCAACUGAUGAGGAGAAACAGAAGAUUCAGGAGGCACAGCUGGCAAAUCCCGACACACCGCUGGGUACAGCAGAGCAGUUCCUGCUUACUCUCUCCUCUAUCAGUGGCCUUAGUGCCAGAUUACAGCUCUGGGCCUUUAAACUGAACUAUGAGACCCUGGAGAAGGAGAUUGCAGAGCCUCUUUUUGACCUGAAACUGGGCAUGGAACAACUCGCCAAGAACAAAACCUUCAGGCGUAUACUAGCAACACUACUAGCCAUUGGCAACUUUCUCAAUAGCACCAGUGCUAAGGGCUUUGAGCUCAGUUAUCUGGAGAAGGUAACAGAGGUGAAGGACACAGUACACAGACAGUCUCUGCUUCAUCAUACCUGCAACUUUGUGGCAGAGAAGUACCCGGACACGACAGACCUCUACUCUGAGAUCCCUGCCCUCACACGGUCUGCUAAAGUGGAGUUUGAGCAGUUGUCUGAAAACCUGGUUCAGUUGGAGAGAAAAUGCAAAGCAUCCUGGGACAACCUUAAAGUAGUGGCCAAACACGAGACUAAAGCUCUCCUGAAGAACAAGAUGACAGAAUUCCUGAAAGACUGUACUGAAAGGAUCAUCAUACUGAAAGUAGUUCACAGACGCAUUAUUAACAGGUUUCAUUCCUUCCUGCUGUACCUGGGUCAACCCUCAUACUCUGUGCGAGACACUAAAGUAACCCAGUUCUGUAAGAUCAUUAGUGAAUUUUCUCUGGAGUACCGCACUACCCGAGAGAGAGUCCUCACACAGAAACGCAAACGUGCCGCCCACCGGGAACGCACAAAAACCCGGGGCAAGCUGAUCACAGAGACAGAAAAGUUUUCUGGAGCAGUACCACUAGACAGCCCAUCCCCAGUUUCCUCAACAGUAGAACCAGAGCCAGCCCAAGAGGAGCAUGAAAAUAUGAAAAACUUACUCAUCGCCACUGAGGACCCUUCCAAGCUGCGUAGAAGCCGUGCUGUUCGAACAGGUUUCGGCAGGGCUAGUACACCGACGUCUGCAGCCAAAGAAGACAGUGCCAGCUCACAGGAUGAUGCCACAGAUGAGAUCAUGGAUCGUCUGGUUAAGUCCGUCACCCAGAAUCCUACAGAGAGGGCAUCUAGCCCAAAAACGCGGAAACGCUCACGGCUUAACAGAAAGUCAUUGCGGAGGACUUUGAAGAGUGGACUGAGUGUGGAUGUGGUGCAAGCCCUUGGCCUUGGCAGUCCUAACGGGAAAGUCUGAAAACACUUGCAAGGCGGGAUUGAGGCCUUAAAGGAAUGUUCCGUGUUCAAUACAAGUUAAGCGCAAUCAAAAGCAUUUGUGGCAUAAUGUUGAUUACCACAAAAAUAAUUUUUGACUCGUCCCUCCUUUUCUUUAAAAAAAAAAAUAAAUAAAAAAAAAAAAAAUCGAGGUUACAUUGAGGCACUUACAAUGAAAGUGAGUGGGGGCCAAUUUUUUAACAUUUAAAAUACUCACUUUUUCAAAAGUAUGGCCUCAAGACAUAAAUGUGUAAACAUGAUUUUAGUGCGAUAGCCAAUUUUACAACUUCGUUACCAUGACAAUGUAAUGUCAACAAACCCUAAAACAACUGUAAAAAUGUCAAUUUAAACAACUUUACAGCCAAAUAAUACAUGAGUUUUAACAGAAGAAUUCAUGAAAGUGCUUUUAUAAAAUUAUAUGUUUCACUUUUCUGUGUAUAAACCCUCCAAAAAUUGGCCCCAUUCACCUUCAUUGUAAGUGCCUCACUGUUUUUUUUUUUUUUAAAGAAAAGGAGGGAUGAGUCUAAAUUAAUUUUUGUGGUAAUCAACAUUAUGCCACAAAUGCUGUCGACUGUGCUUAACUUGUAUUGAACCCGGAACAUUCCUUUAAAGAGGCCUGUGGUAAUGACAGGAAGAACUGUGAUGACAAAGGGAUCUUCGCUGAAGACGGUUUCUGAAAUGUUUGCAACUAAAAUUUUAUCUACCAAUCUGAACAAUCCAAUGGAUGAAUUGUCCAGUUGUUUGUCUUUUGGUUUUAUCAGAAAUACAAAUAGCUGCAUUAAUUCUGCAUAACUAUAGAGAAACAUGAACUGUGUGCAUGGUAUCCAUUAAACAUAUCAUGUUUUGAUUGGUGCAAACUUUAAAUUGCAUAGUAUUAAAUGCCAGCCUAAGUUUACUGAUGUAGCAGAAAUGCAUAUAUGAUACAAUGAUGUAAGAUGUUAAUUAUUUUGACCAGAUGCAAGUAUAUUAUUUUGUAUAGAGAUUGAUUGGUGCAUAAUAUAUCAGUCAAAUAUGUUUUAGGGGUUUGAAGGGAGUGAGCCAAUAGAGGGCACUUUUUAAGUUAAAACAAGCAUUUUUAGAGAUGGAACUUUUUAUACUUUUUGGAGACCACUUUGCCAUUUCUGCUACAAUGGCUCAACUCAAGGUUAGGAUCUUGGAAGCCAGAAACUGGUCCUAGAUCAGUGCAAUAGGGUAACUCUAACACACUGGUUGUUGGCACAUUAAUAAAAGCCUAACCCCAGAUUAAACUGCACUGCCAGUAGUGAUUGACUAUUGAACACUCAGUCUUGGACAAGGUUUAAUGUGUGUCUGAAAAGCUGGCCUGUGUGCUCCUGGGAAGCAUUCAAGCUUGUAUCAUGACUCCCAAGGAGAUCUUGAUUAGAGAGGACAUAAACUAGGAUGCAUGUUUGUUUUUCUUUUAUCACAGCAUUCUCAUGAUAUGCUUGUGGAUGCUACAUACAAUACUGGACAGUGCUGUAUUCUGCUGUAUCACGAUUUUGACCUGAUAUUUCUUAUUGUGGCAGGGAGAUAAUGCUUUCAAGCAGGUUUUUAUUUUAAGUCACUUAAAGGUAUAUUCCGGGGUACAAUACAAGUUAAGUUCAGUUGCCAGCAUUUGUGCCAUAAUGUUGAUUACUACAAAAAUUAUUUCUACUUGCCCCUCCUUUUCUUUAAGAAAAGCAAAAAUCUGGGUUCCAGUGAGGCACUUACAAUGGACGUGAAUGGGGCCAAUCCAUAAACAUUCAAAUACUCACUAUUCCAAAAGUAUAGACACAAGACAUAAUAUGUGUGUUAACAUGAUUUUAGUGUGAUAACAUCGCUUAUUAACCUUUUCUGUGAAGUUAUAGCCAAUUUUACAAACCUUGGUAUAACGAUGUAACACCGCAUACUCUAAAAUUAAUGUAAAAAUGGUGAUUUAAACAACUUUACAGCUCAAAUAAUACAUGAGUUUUAACAGAAGAAUUAAUGUAAGUGCUUUUAUAAAAUUAUAAGUUUCACUUUUCUGCAUUUAAACCCUCCAAAAAUUGGCCCCAUUCAUUUCCAUUGUGAGUGCUUCACUGUAUCUUUGAUUUUUGCUUUUUUUGUUGUAAUCAACAUUAUGCCACAAAUGCAGUCAAUUCAGAUUUUGGAUAGUUCAAGUUUCACAAAACCUUUUAUUUUAGUUCUAGCACUGUGACCGUGUUGUGCAUAAGUUGUGGUAAAGGAAGAACUUUUCUAUUGAGCAUUGAUCAUGUUUGUUUGUUUUGUUGUUGUUUUUUUGUUUUUUUUUUACAUUUAAGGAUUUUUUUGGUGUUGCUUUUUGCACAGGGAGUUCUGCGGUAGGAAUAGAGUUCCAUAUCACUCCAAGUCACUCCAGUGUUUUAUGUAUAACCUUAUAAUCUGUUUGCAUGAGUGCAUGUGUUCUUCACUCUGAAUUUAUCACUUUUAGUGUGUUCCAGUGAUGUGCGUUCAUAUCCACAUUCAUCACAACUCUUGGCAUCUGAACAACAAUAACUUUUAAUGUCAAAGGAUUCUGUCUGCUAGUACUUUAUGAUAAAUGUUAUAUGAGUUGAUUGAAAUGACUUUGAUUAAAAAUUCUGUUUCAAGUUGACAUGUGGGCCUUGAAUCCAAGAGAGGGAGGGGGUUAUGCACACACAUCCAGCACUUCUGCAACAGGUGCUGGAUCAGGUCAAAAAGCAUUGAAAUAAAACUGAAGUGGAUUGGCACACUGUUUAAUUAUUCCCUUUUAUUCAUUUAAAAAUCACAGCAACAUUUCGAUCAGAAUGAUUUUCGUCAGGCACACAUCAAUUUAAGUACUUUUGUUACAACUAAACACAUCAUUAUGUUCACCUGUUAAUAAUCAGGGUCAAUUAUCUCAUGAUCACUCAAUGAGAACAAUCAAUUCAAACGUCAGCAAAACAUACACCAGUCUCCCACAAUUACAAACAAUUCACAAACAUCAGUGAAUCACAUGAUUGUAAAUGUCACAAUUUAAGUAAAAACGUUUAAAACAACAAAUAUCAGACAAAGGUCUAAGUCAAACAAAUACAAUCACCAAUACAAAGGUAAAUAUUAUCCCAAAAAGUCAAUAAGUCACAAGAACGGAUGGAUCUCAAAAUCAAGUCAAGACCCUUAGGAUACAAAGUGCUAAGUGUAUAAAUAUAAUAGGUCUCUCUUUUUAAUAAAAUGUUAUUAACAUCACCCCCUCUUCUGUGUGAUUUGACAUGUUCAAUACCAAUGUAUCUAAGAGUUGAAAGAUUGUGUUUUUUCAAAUUACAAUGAACUGCCACAUGAUUCUUUUGAUCAUUUGUAUGUAUGUAUACAUGUCACACAUGUUCCCUUGUUUUUAGAGCACGUUGUGUUUUUCCAAUACAGGCUAAUCCACAAGGACAUUUAAUCAUGUAAACAACAUUCAUUGUACAAGUGAUCCAAGGACAGAUCUUUGUUCAAAAUUAAAUUCAAUGUUUUCUUACA
Myxocyprinus asiaticus (Chinese sucker) is the source of this 7803-nucleotide messenger RNA. RefSeq names its product FH1/FH2 domain-containing protein 1-like. Gene Ontology annotation, biological process: actin filament network formation; cortical actin cytoskeleton organization. Gene Ontology annotation, molecular function: actin filament binding. The record is from RefSeq and is a predicted model, not a curated record. The transcript is spliced from 27 exons. Gene Ontology annotation, cellular component: cytoplasm; cytoskeleton. Lineage: Eukaryota; Metazoa; Chordata; Actinopteri; Cypriniformes; Catostomidae. Bases 173 to 4336 code for a protein of 1387 amino acids.